Molecule: messenger RNA, 664 nt
Organism: Guyanagaster necrorhizus
Lineage: Eukaryota; Fungi; Basidiomycota; Agaricomycetes; Agaricales; Physalacriaceae
Exons: 3
Coding region: 83-517 (144 amino acids)
Source: RefSeq, a predicted model, not a curated record
AAGAGUCUCAUUCGGCUGCUCUUAACAUGUUUAUCUUGAUGGAAAGACUGAGGAACUCGUGCCCGAAGCACAGCUUCGGGACAUGUUGAAAGCCCUACAGCCCGAGAUUCUUUUCGAUGAACCUACCAUCGUAAAGACGGAGGUUGUUAAGUCUCCGACCACAGAGCAGACUCCUCCUUCUCCGCUUGAGACCUCUUCCACUGCCAAGUCCGAGUCUUCUGAUCCUUCGAAAGAGUCUGAAGUAUCAGAUGUCGUUCGCGAACUUCUCGAGAGCCUUCCUAGCCGGAACCACGGUGUGGGCACAUACAGUGUUCUGCGUGUGGUUGCUUCGCUCUGUGCUGAUGCCAAGCUUGACCGCUUGGAUGCCGACUCUGAACACCCUAUCGCUGAGCUUAACACCCGCUUUGUUCAGAGUAUAACUGAGAAAUUCUCCGCGAAGGAUAUCCUUGAGGAUGUCGUAGCAAAUGCGACAUACACUGGGGGUAUAUACGGGAGUGAAAAGGAAGAGUGUCGAUGAUGGGCCUACUUUAAAGCGUCAGCGUGUGUAUUAUAAUUAAUUUGAAGCGACCGUUGAAAAGCCUUGCGUCAUCGUUGAGAUUUUUAUAUUGUGACCAGCCUUUGUUUUACCUGAUACUACCACACAUCAAAAGCAGACUAGGCAGCG